GUUUCCAUUGACGAAAUCGGUCAAAUAGAAUAAAUCUAUAAACAAGUGAAGUUAAACAUGGAAGGUCUGUCGGUAGAGUUAAAUGAUUUAUCUGAUGAGAUUCUUCUUAUCAUCUUACAAAAACUAGAGAAUAUCAAAGCACUCUACUCAUUCAUAGAUGUUAAUAAACGAUUUAAUAAACUUGUACAUGAUUCAAUUUUUACAAAUCGUUUAACAAUAACAAGAUGUUGUUCUGAUGGUUCAUUUGAUCGAUUAGAUAACCAAGUACUUGAUCGAUUUUAUUAA
Messenger RNA from Rotaria sordida, 285 nucleotides. The record is from the annotation of a GenBank genome assembly. NCBI's taxonomy places the organism in Eukaryota, Metazoa, Rotifera, Eurotatoria, Philodinida, Philodinidae.